Messenger RNA from Cyclospora cayetanensis, 1230 nucleotides. RefSeq lists its product as uncharacterized. The coding region runs from base 1 to 1230 and encodes 409 amino acids. The transcript has 6 exons. The record is from RefSeq and is a predicted model, not a curated record. NCBI's taxonomy places the organism in Eukaryota, Apicomplexa, Conoidasida, Eucoccidiorida, Eimeriidae.
AUGCUUUCAGACGCGUCAGAGCAGCUGAUCACGCUGCCUGCGGCUCAUUGCACCUCUGCAGCAGCUAAGGAGGUGAUUAAUGAACGCGGUAAGGCAUACGCGUUCGGUACCCUGAAGGGUGGAGUUGAGUACAGUGAAUUACAGGCUAGGACAGCAGGAGUUAAAUGUCUUGCAGAGGAACUCAUGCAGCAUCACGAAGUGCAACCACGGGAAAGUUCUGUUUCUCAUGAUGAAUGCGGAGCUGCUGAAGCCCCUCUCAGGGGCACAAGGAAGCCACCUAGCGCUUGCCGCAAAGAGGCUUUUAAAAAAAACAGCGGAGUUUCACGACACCUGCAGCUAUAUGCAUUGGCGGAGCACCAACAGCAACGUCAACAACAGCAGCACGAGCAGCGGCAGCACCAGCAGCAGAAGGAGGCCCUUAGGGAGUGUACCUUCAGGCCAAACCUGGCGCUCACCCAUAAGUUAAAGAGAUCGGUGGAACCCGCACCUCCACUUCUGAAGCACGCAGGGGCCUUUAGCUUCUCAGAAGGACGCUACGCCUUGCGGUUAGCCCCUGAGGUAUUUGGAGUAUCCGUCGAAAUUCAAAAGGGUCGCCACAGCCGGAUUUCCAUUCGAGAGGGGGAAAAUCCCAGAGAAGCAGUACGAUCUUUCUGCCGUUCCUACGGUUUGCAUGCGGAGGAGCAACAGUGGCUCGACAGCAUCAUCUUGAAGGAAAUGGCGGCUAGAAACCUCCUGAUUUUUGUGGAAGGGGACAAGCCUGGAGACAAGAAGCCACAGGCCGCACGCAUCAAAGAGGGGGAAAUACCAGAAAAGCAGGAGACCUCCCAUAAUCCCCGGCGAAACUGUAGAAGUGACGGGGCAAAAGAGGCUCCCUUGCCGCCUUUUCGUGUCAGCAAGGAAUCCAGCACGGCUACCGAGAUGAAUCAAGCCAGUGCGGCUCCCACAAGACGCUUGGAACCAAACUACAAAGGCGCCAAUGUGAAGAGAGGGGCUUCCGUAGACAGGGAGCGCUUCCAACGGCACGCCCCCACAAGUACCGCAGAUCCAGGAAAACGACACGCUCACGUUUCCACUGGCGGCCUCUACAGUAGCUGCGGGCGAGAAUGUAGAGGCCUUGUUGCCCGACCUUUCUAUGUCUCAGCAGCAGCAAGUAAAGGCGCACCAGAUUAUGACACAGGAGCACCAGCAGGCGGCGAUGGCAUUGCAUGUGCAGCAGCCACAAGAAAAUGA